CGACAGUCACAACCCUCUUACCAUUCAAAGUUUUUUUUUUUUUUUGGGGAAAAUAACUUUUCGUUUCUCGUAGUCGAGAUCUUUCCAGGCCGUAGAAUUUUGCAGAGAGGCCGUAGAAUUUUGCAGAGAGGCAAUGGAGGAGAGGCGGCGGCGUCGUAAGAGAAUGAAAAUAGGGGAUCCAUCUUCUGCUCCUCUUUACUCUUCUCUCGACCCAUCCUUCUUCGACCUGAAGGUGUUUCCUUUGAUGCUCGCCGCCGCUUCUGCAGCCGAUGCCCAAAAUCCCAGCUUUCGGUCACUCCUUAAACACUUCCUUUCCGCUCAUCUAGCCCUCAUAACCCCUACUACUCGCUCUCCACUGCCCCUCUCUAUUCUCCUCCCUCCCGGCCUCCUCUCUCUUCUUCCCCUCCUCCUCACUUCUAGUUGCCCAGCUUUAGCUGUUCUGAGUGCUCAGCUGGUUGGCGCAGCUUCGCUUUUCUCUCUUGAGGCAAAUUUAAUUAUAGUUUUAGAUAAAGACAUUGUUAAUGGACUGCUAAGGGCACUAGUGAGCAGAAGCCGGCGGGUUGUAGUUGCAGCUUGCAAUGCUGUGCUGGAUCUCUCAGUAUCUUCAAUUGGAAGGGAGGCACUUAGAAGAAAAUUUAAUGUAAUUGAGAAGCUUUUAUCUUUAUUGUGUCAGGUGAAUGACUCUCCAAUAGAUUUUCUUUCCCUUCUUCAUGAUGAAAAAUGUGAUUCUCCUCUACCAUUGGUCCUUGAUGCUGCAUUGAUUUUGAUCAAUACAUCUGAUGAAGGCUGCUUACAAUGUAUUCCAUAUGAACUUAUUGAAAAGGUUUUACCUUUGCUGAAAGAUUUAUGGGAAAAUUCGUGUAACUCAGAACUAACAAAUAACUUAAAUAUGGAGCAAGGCCGUUUGCAUAGCAAAAAGUAUGAUCUAGCCGCUUCUUUGUUUAGAUUGUCUAUGGACUAUGUUCUCCCUUUAACUUGGAAAACUGAUGAACUUGUAAGGGGUAUCUUUGGUGAUGAACAAUUUGCUUUUGAGAACUUCAUACUCAACUACUGGGAGGUCUCCCCACUGCAUAUCAAUGGGACAUGGAAUAGUUUGAAGGGUGAUCAUUCUAUCUUCAACUCGUUGAGUAAUUGUUUUGGUUACAUGAAAGAUAAAAAUUUUCUUGCCUCUUUAUUAGGAAUGUUAGUUUCAUGCCCUCCUAUUGCGUCAGAUGAGUUGGACAUCUUCUCUUUUCUCAAGGAAGCAAAUAAUUUGUUAGGUUCUCAGAUCAUUUAUGGUCAAGAUAUUCGUAUCCUAAAAACAUCAAAGAUUACUUCAGAAGCCAUGCACGAAAUUGUUGGCAAAGAGGCUCACUUUUUUAAGGAUAAGUUAACAGAUGAAUUAAGUGUUCAGACAUUUAAGGAAGCAUUGCAAGAUGGUUAUACAAUUGCUUUGCGUGGAAUGGAAUUCAGGAAUACUGAAGUUGCUGCAAUUACUGAAGGGCUAUCAAAUUUAUUUGGUCAGCCAUCAGUUGGGGCUAACAUAUACCUCACACCUCCUAAAUCUCAAGGUCUGGCUAAGCACUAUGAUGAUCACUGCGUGUUUGUUUGGCAAAUAUUUGGACAGAAGCAAUGGAGAAUUUUCCCACGCUCUGAGGCCUUUAUCCCGAGGCUUUAUGAACCUCUUGGUUCUCUGCAAAGUAUGAGUCAAGAUGAAGUUAGAUACAUGGAUGUUCUAAUUAAAGAAGGGGAUGUUUUGUAUAUUCCAAGAGGAUAUCCCCAUGAGGCUCAUACAAUCAUCAAUAUGGAUGAGUCUCAUGAGGACUACGCUAGUGGAUAUUCCAUGCAUUUGACGAUUGGAAUUGAAGUUGAGCCACCAUUUGACUGGGAAGGUUUUACUCAUAUAGCUAUUCAUUGUUGGAACCAGAAACAGAAACAUAGUUCUAUUUAUCCCAUUGAUUCCGAGAUGUUCAAACAGAGGUCUGUACUUGUAAAUAUGUUGCAUGUUGUAGUCAGGCAGAUGGCUGAUAAAAAUACAGAAUUCAGAAAGGCUUGUCUGAUCACCUCCCCUCCUUUCUCAUCCAAUAUCAAAUUGAAGCAGGAAACUACUUUUGAUCACAUAAUCGAAGCAAUUAACAAAAGCUCCAGCUUUUCAGAGACGUUUGAUCUUAUUGUAACUGCAGUUCAAGAGAAUAAUGAAGAUUAUUUGCAGUGGAUGAGAUGGCUUAGACAUCUGCGUCAGGAAAGAUUUGAGAAAUUAGACUUUGAUAGACCAUUGGAGUUUUUCAAGGAAUUUGUGUUGCUGAAUUAUAGGCCUUUCAAGGAAGUGAUGGCUGAGUUUUCUCAGGUUAAGUCUGACUUCUGUAGAUCUGUUGUAUUUGAAGAUGCAGCUGCUGAGCUGAAUGUGUUGCUCCAAAAAUACAGGAAAACUAGAGAACAAUACAUGAAGGGUAUGCUUUCACUACGUAGAACUACAUAGCUGGGAUUGUGAAUUUAUUUUAGAUAGGCAUUCUUCUGUUUGUUUGCUUUUUUAAUGUUAAAAUAUCAAGUAUAUAUUUAUGUUAUGUAGGUUUAUUGGUUUAAUAAUUGAAUGAUUAUGUGCUCUUGAAAAAUAUAGUAGAUCAAAUAGAUUUUUUUUCUUA
Dendrobium catenatum is the source of this 2621-nucleotide messenger RNA. RefSeq lists its product as uncharacterized. Gene Ontology annotation, cellular component: nucleolus. The record is from RefSeq and is a predicted model, not a curated record. The transcript has 4 exons. Gene Ontology annotation, molecular function: histone H3K4 demethylase activity; histone H3K36 demethylase activity. The coding region runs from base 134 to 2458 and encodes 774 amino acids. Lineage: Eukaryota; Viridiplantae; Streptophyta; Magnoliopsida; Asparagales; Orchidaceae.